Molecule: messenger RNA, 2110 nt
Organism: Malania oleifera
Lineage: Eukaryota; Viridiplantae; Streptophyta; Magnoliopsida; Santalales; Ximeniaceae
Product: protein NRT1/ PTR FAMILY 1.2-like
Exons: 4
Coding region: 155-1918 (587 amino acids)
Biological process (GO): transmembrane transport
Cellular component (GO): plasma membrane
Molecular function (GO): transmembrane transporter activity
Source: RefSeq, a predicted model, not a curated record
GUCAUGUUGUUCCCAUUACUGCACACUUUCCCAUAAAUAUAUUAAUGAAGCUUAUCAGUCGUAUAUUGCUCCCAAGUCCAAAAACUUCAACGAGAGAGAGAGAGAGAGAGAGAGCGAGCUAGGGAGCACAUUGUCUGGGCAGAGAGGGGAGAAGAUGAAGGCUGCAUCUUCAGAAGAGAUGACAGGAGAAGAGCAGAGGGUUUCAGGGCCAAGCAAGGGAGGUUUUAGGACCAUGCCCUUCAUCAUAGUGAAUGAGGCAUUUGAGAAGGUUGCGAGCUACGGGUUGAUGCCAAACAUGAUAUUCUACUUGAUGAAGGGGUACCACAUCCAGGCCGCCAACGGGACGAGCAUUCUCUUCCUGUGGUCUGCCCUUUCCAAUGGGUUGGCCAUCGUGGGGGCCUUCUUAUCUGAUUCUUACUUGGGUCGCUUCAUGGUCAUCGCUCUCGGCUCUUUCUCUAGCCUUCUCGGCAUGACACUUCUAUGGUUAACAGCAAUGAUCCCACAGUUAAAGCCUCCUCCUUGUGUCCUUCCUACGGGCAGCUGCGCCUCUGCAUCACCCGCUCAGCUUGCUUUCUUACUCUUCUCGUUUGGGCUAAUGUCUGUAGGAGCUGGGUGCAUCAGACCAUGCUCCAUAGCCUUUGGUGCAGACCAACUGACCAAAAAAGACAAACCCAAUAAUGAAGGCCUCCUGCAGAGCUUCUUCAACUGGUACUAUGCAUCAAUUGGAAUUUCAACGAUCCUUGCACUGACAGUUAUAGUUUAUAUUCAAGAACAUUUGGGAUGGAAACUGGGUUUUGGAGUUCCCGCAAUUCUGAUGGUUUUUUCAACUCUUAUGUUCUUGUUGGGCUCCUCUCUUUAUGUCAAAGUGAAGGCGGACAAGAGCUUGAUUUCUGGUUUCAUUCAAGUUUUUGUGGCUGCCUUCAAGAACAGAAAACUCUCUUUUCCUUCCAAGAAUUCAGAUUUCCACCAUGGCGAAGAGUUAAAACUCACUGCUCCAACAGACAAACUAAGGUUUCUUAACAAGGCUUGCAUCAUUAGAAAUCCGGAAAAGGACUUAAACCCGGAUGGAUCAGCUUCAAAUCCAUGGAAACUCUGCACCAUAGAUCAAGUAGAAACACUCAAGGCUCUAAUUAGAGUUUUACCCAUAUGGUCUACAGGCAUCAUGAUCCUAAUUAGUAUGAACCAACAUUCAUUUUCCACUCUCCAAGCAAGCAUCAUGGAUCGGCACAUCACCUCGAAGUUCCAAAUUCCAGCAGGGUCAUUCUCUGUGUUCACAGUCCUCGCAGUAACUAUAUGGGUUGCCUUCUACGAUCGUGCACUAGUCCCACUACUUGCAAAAUAUGCUGGAAAGCCCCAUGGGCUUAGCGCGAAUGUGCGAAUAGGAAUUGGCUUACUGAUAUCUACUGCAGCCAUGGCUGUUUCUGCAAUCCAGGAGAACAUAAGGAGGAGAGUGGCAAUCGAACAAGGCUUGGCAGAUAAGCCAAGGGCAGUCAUGGACAUGUCUGCUAUGUGGCUAGUUCCACAAUAUUUCAUGUUUGGCUUGGCAGAGGCUUUUAAUGCAGUUGGGCAGAUUGAUUUUUUCUACUCUCAGUUUCCUAAGAGCAUGUCAAGCCUUGCAAUGGCUCUCUUCACACUGGGAAUGGCUGUUGCAAACUUGGUGGGGAGUCUUCUGGUGAAGAUCGUUGAUAAGGCUACAUCAAAGGGAGGAAAAGAAAGUUGGGUAUCGAAUAACCUUAACAAGGGUCACUUGGAUUAUUACUAUUGGUUUAUUACAGCGAUGUGCGUGGUUAAUUUUGGGUAUUUUCUUUUUUGUUGUUGGGCAUUUGCGCCUUGUGAGGACAAGAAGACCCAGGCCACGGUGGGUGAAGGACAGAAUGAAGAAGAUGCGUCUAGCUAUCAAAGAACACUUUCACAUUGAUGUUCUGCUCGUUUCUUUUUUUGUUCUUUUCUUAUUCCUGUUUGAGAAAAAAAAAGAGGGAUCAAUUAUAGUAUGAUUCCAGACAGGUAGGAACGUUCCUCCUUUCACACUGGGUUGUUUAGAAAUUUCAUUGUUAUAUAUAUCGUCAUUACAGCUAUUCCUGUUAUAUACAUUGUGAUAUUUGCUCUUGAA